AUGUCGCAUAAAACUAUCUACUGGCCAGAGCCGUUCUUCUAUGCCAUUGGGAAUACAGUUGCAUCAUGUUUGACACAAGAUCUUCCGCCGGAGGAGCCGGCGAAGGUCUUAUCGUUGGGGUGUGGGGAUCCGAGGAGUAUUUUAUUUUCGGUUCAGUGUGCUAAAAUGGAUUUUGAUUACGAUUUUACCUGUUGCGAUAUUGAGUCGGGAAUUCUAGCACGAAAUGUUAUACUACUAGCAUUGAUUUUCGAGGGGAAUAAAUCCGAGGCGAGGAGCGAAAAGUUGUGGAAUAUAUUUUAUCACAUCAAGCUGGAUCGGGAGUCACUCUCUGCUCUCUCGGAUCAAUGCGAGAAGCUGGUUAAUGUUUCGGCGGAUAUUAGCAGCUGGAAUAACAGCCGCUAUGCUUCGUUUAUGCGAAUGUGCGACAAACGGACUCUCUCCAAGCUCCGUGCACAGUGGCAGACCUACAUAAAAAAUGCAAAGCUAGUGGGUCGCGAGAAGAAGGAGUACGGCGAGAAAUUCAACAAGGCAUUGGCUGGUACUCUGCUAAAAGUUCCUAAGCACGACAUAUCAUCCACUCUCGCUUCCGGGCCACUCACGAUGGAGGCUGUGGAGAGUACCCAAUCUCUCCUGCGCCAUUAUUGGGUGAAGGGGACCUACUCGAUGGACCCGAAGGUUAUCGCUACUACCACAAUUCCGAACCCUACGCUUUCUCAUUCCUUCUCGGGAAAGGUUUUGGCGUUGCAUUAUGGCUCCGACCCACUUCUGGGUAUCCAUAUCGGCCCGGCUUUCUGUGGUCUCAAGUCGGAGCCCAAAGUGUACAAGAAGAAGGUUGAGCCUAGUCAUGUUGUGAAGGUAGCGAGACGGGAGUUCUUUGAAUGGGUGAAGUCCUUUAAAGAUGCACUCGCAAAUAAGAAAAAUAAGUUGACGAUACGAUUUUUCAAUGGGGAUGCUAUGUCCUUUUGCAAGGCCUUGAACUACUGUCGAGUUCAAAAGUCAAUAGACACGGGAUAUUACGCAGCGCCAUGGACGACUUCUCCUUUACGUCUCGACGGUGGAGACUAUAAUGAGGACUCGGAGAACAGGGCUCCAGUAAUGUUUAAUGCUAUCGACACCUCGAAUCUCACUGACCAUCUCGGGCUCAUCAAUCUCCUUCUCAUGACUACACCACUUCUCAUAAGAUCGCCAUUGUCGUCCGUAUACAGCGAAACAAAAUUCCGCCCGGGAAACACUCCCAUCGACGCGCUAUCCGACCGGAUAUGUGGUGAUAUACCGGCGGUUUCGCUACUCUUCGAUUUAGCACCGAUAUCGUAUCUGAUGCACGUCAACAGUCGUUCAAGCACUCACGCGGUUCUUCUAACCCUCGUGGGAGAUCCGAAGGACGGCGGUGACGGCACUUUCCAGGAGAGAAUAACCUGGAAGCUGGCCUCCCUUAGUGAUCCGCUAGCGGUCAAAGUUGAUGGGAUACAAACGAAGAUUUUGGAGUACGAAUCGACACAACUGGCCCGUUUCAUCUUUGGGGUUUAUCAAAAAAUGUUUAAGCCAGACGAGCAUAUGAAGGAUAUCAACCUGAUACAUUACACCCGCGGGACGUUGGUUCUUCUACUAAAACUCGUGAAGGACCGUGUCAAGACGGAUUGGGACGAUUUUAUAAGGCAGUUUAAUGAGCUGGUUGUGAGUGAUACGAACCUAUCACUGGGGAAAAGUAAUUACCAAGAGUUGGCUGCUCAAUUGCAUGUCAUGGGUCUCCACACUUUUGAUUUCCUUGGUAAUUACAGGCAAGUGUACCCUGAUGCCCAGCCAAAUGUGGGAGUGUUUAAAGAUUGGAAGGACGUCCCUCCAGUGGUCUGCAUUGUCCUGACCGUGUCUCGAGGUGCCCUCAAGCCACUCAUCGAGACCGGAGGGGGCGCCGGCAAUCCUUUUUUGCACUGCGAAACGUGGAAUAGAGGUGGCCAGAACUACUAUAGCUGCUUUCAUCCGGUGUUUGGAAAAGCUAGGAGAGAAGGGGAUAGAGUUGUCAUUGACGAGGCGCCCGACGGAUGGCACGGGACUUCUCCACUCGUUGUGUCUUUCUGGGUUCCAUCGUGGACCCUGAUAACACACCCGAACGACACAAUCGUUGCUUUUAGAGCUGUGCCUAUGGCACCUAGAACCACAGGAGCUUUAGCGCUCCUGCUAAGGCUCGGACAAAUGAUGCGUCUGAGCGAGACAAAUCUCAUUUCGAAAAAUGUGAUCGUAACGAGGACACGACCAUAUAUUUCCUCUGAAAUGGAUAAAGUUCGGACCCUAUCUUUCCAAAGGGAAACAUUUGUUCCGUCACCGCUCAGGUCCGUCGAGAUAAGCCCCGUCCGAGUGAAGCUUGACGAAUCCUGCCAGAAAAUCGUUAGCCUUACGAUCCGAGGAGAUCUCCUGGUGAAGAUUGCGAAGGACAAACUGUCUAGCGGUGCAGAAGUUACGGUAAUCCAGUCGUCACCUUGCACACUCCAGGUCCAGUUCGGGGGACUCAGGCAAACGAUGGCAUUCCCAUUCCCCGUCGAUGUUGCUCAAGCAAAGACAAAAAUCGCGAGGACAUCAUCCUAUAUCGAAGUAAGCCCUCAUUAUCAAAUACAACAACACGUCCCAUACUGACUCUACCUUCCCUAAAAAAAAACAGGUCUCAGUCCCCGCCUGUUACCCCCUCACCCCAGGCGGUUUCUCUCACAAGAAAUUCCCAGUAAGUCUCCCAAAUGGCCGCCCGGCAAACUGGAACAUCCACUAUCUAAGCCUCGACAUCCUCCCACAACUUGACCUUCGAAGUCCUCCCGCCCUGUUCUGGAUCACAAAUCACCUAAACAUGAUGUUCUCCGACAGGGAGUCCAUAAUCCGCCAAAAAGCUGUACACGUAGGUGAGGACUGGGUAGUAGACAUUAAAGAAACCAUUGAGCACCUCCUCGGCCAAUAUGCCGGUGUCUACGGCACCUCGCGACAAAUGAUUCUUGGUUUGAAAUCACCCAUCGGAAAAGUCCUCCUAUUGAUCUUCCCAACGGACCUCCGCCUCGACCUUGGUUCUCACACUCUCGUCAUGGAUGCAUGCAUCCUCCCGAUUACCCCAGCUAGCGAACUAGCUGUCGAGAUCGCCUUCAGGAACAUGUCCCACUCGGGCAUCUCUGCUAUGGCCACCUCCACAGACGAAGUGACCGCCUGGUGUGAUCUCCUCCCGGCGUUCGUUGAGCGUUGUAGAAACUGGGAGCACAAGGACAACUGCACCUUCAAAAGGGGUGGAAUACCACUUACCAAGGACUUUCACCGUUCACCAUUGUGCAGUUGUGCGCCUGGCAACCCCUCCGUAGACUUUCUAGGAAAGCGGGAAUGGAGGGGACUAGCCCCUUAUGUUACCCGUGCAGCAAUCUCACCGAUUCAACCUGUGUCAUAUUUGGAGCCGGUGGGGUACGAGAGGAUCAAGGCGCUGAAGGGGAUGUACGCUGAGAUUACACAGGAGGAGGAAGCGGAGAAAGCGAGGAGGGCGAAAGAGGAGGAGGAGGAGAAGGCAAGGCUGGAGAAGGAAAUGGCUGGGAAGUGCAGGGUCUGUGGGAAGACGGAGAAUUUGAUGAGGUGUGGGAGAUGCAAGAAAGUAGAGUACUGCUCGGGUGCAUGUCAAAAGACGGAUUGGAAAGAGCAUAAGAUUGGGUGUAAAAGUUGAUUGACUAGCUGGUUAAUUAUCAUUCAUGGCAAAAAAAAAUUUGCUAUUUGUUUGGUAAUUCGAGGGGGAGGGGUAUGGUUGUGUAGUAGCGCCGGGCAUAUCACACUCUGCGCUAAAAAUUGAAUUAACAAAAUACCG
Messenger RNA from Tuber melanosporum (Perigord truffle), 3817 nucleotides. RefSeq lists its product as uncharacterized. The transcript is spliced from 3 exons. Lineage: Eukaryota; Fungi; Ascomycota; Pezizomycetes; Pezizales; Tuberaceae. The coding region runs from base 1 to 2628 and encodes 875 amino acids. The record is from RefSeq and is a predicted model, not a curated record.